Molecule: messenger RNA, 1539 nt
Organism: Fusarium sp. VM40
Lineage: Eukaryota; Fungi; Ascomycota; Sordariomycetes; Hypocreales; Nectriaceae
Source: the annotation of a GenBank genome assembly
AUGUUAAACUACGCUACGCUUGCAGCUACUCUUUGGCUGGCCUGUCCAGCGACGGCCAGCUAUGCCUUCUACGUCGGCAAGAACCUCACUCAAGAUGGAAGUGUUAUCGUCGGAGGCACCGGUGAAGAAGUCUCUAGCCAUUGGCUCCAGCUCUUCCCAGCUCGCGACCAUCCUCCAAACUCAACCAUCACUGUUGGUGUCACGAAAGAUGCCACCUUCCCGGGAGAGCUUAUGGAGAUCCCACAAGUGAACCACACAUACCGGUACAUGAGCAUGGAAUACUCCGACUUCGAAGGAUUUCCGGCGCCCUUGACUAAUGGUGGUCUGAACGAGAAGGGCGUAACGGUUCGUGAUGUCUGGGCUGAUAACCGUGAUGAGCUUCUUGAGAUGACGCCCAACCCUCAACAUGGUGUGCAGUACAGUGACUUUGCCCGCAUUGUGAUGGAAAGAGCUAGCACUGCUCGGGAGGGCGUUGAUAUUAUUGGGGAUCUUAUGGCCAAGUACGGUGAAGCAACAUAUGGCGGAAACUCUCACCUCAUUGCGGAUAAGGAUGAGGGAUGGGUAGUUUGGGAGAUGGCAGGUGGCAAGAAACUUUGGGCUGCUCAACGCCUUGGUCCCAACGACGUCAAGGUCCUCUACCCGGGGUAUAUCGAGGAUUUUCCAACCGAUUUCAAGAAUGAUCCCGACUACGCUGGCUCCGACAACAUUGUUUCCUUUGCCGUUGAACAGGGUUGGUGGAACAAGACUUCGGGCAAGCCCUUCAACAUCUUUGAGAUUUACGGCCCCCAAGAUCCUCGUUACAAGGCCCGUGAUGGAGGCUACAAGUUCAUGUCACAGGCAGCUUUGGAGAACGCCACCAUUGAGAUGGUUCCAGUUACCGAGGCCAAGAUGAUGGAGAGAGUGCGCGAUCCUCGCAUUGCCGACGAUGAGGCUGGGUACGGACAGGUUGUCAGCCUCCAUGAUGGUAUUGACCGGGACAUGCUGCGAAUCUGGAAUGCCCCGGCCACAUCCAUCGCAGCACCUUUCGUCCCGUGGUGGCUCGGCGUGCAGUCCAUCCCUCUCGAGUUUGGCGAGCACCGAUACUUAACAACCGGUGCAUCAAGCAGUUUCCUCAACCCUGAUUAUCAACUCCAGGAAGCUUCUGAAUUCGCUGGACGCAUAUUCAAGCGCGUGCUGUACUACAUGUGCUCAGAGCCCAACAAGUACCACCUCAUCGUGACAGAGAUGUUCGAGAGGUUUGAAAGAGCAUCCCGCGCUCAGGUCGAGGGCUGGGUUGAGAAGACAGCUCUGACGAUGAUCAAGCAAGGGGAGCGCAAGGCGGCACAGAGUUUGUUGACGUACUAUUCUCAUACGCGUGCAGCUGAGGCGUUGGAGAUUGGGCAGACGUUGAAUAAUGCUAUGGAUGGAUAUAUCAAGUUGACUGGGAAAUGGCGUGCUCCUGAGGGUGAUCAGAUCAAUGAUAGUGGUGAGGGUAACGAAACGGUUAACUGCCUGGUUGGAUAUGAUCCCGAUAAGCCAAGGUAUCUACAAAACAACUGA